Molecule: messenger RNA, 1355 nt
Organism: Dendrobium catenatum
Lineage: Eukaryota; Viridiplantae; Streptophyta; Magnoliopsida; Asparagales; Orchidaceae
Product: bifunctional UDP-glucose 4-epimerase and UDP-xylose 4-epimerase 1
Exons: 9
Coding region: 147-1208 (353 amino acids)
Biological process (GO): rRNA processing; galactose metabolic process
Cellular component (GO): cytosol
Molecular function (GO): UDP-glucose 4-epimerase activity; RNA binding
Source: RefSeq, a predicted model, not a curated record
UCCAACUUCUCCCUCUCCUUUUCCUCUCCAAUUCCUAAAGACAAAUUAGAGAGAGGUCCAUUAAAUCCCCAAAACCGAGAUCCUCUCUCUCUUCAUUGUCAUCCAAGCCACCUGGCAUUGCUCGUGCUCUCUCUCUUGGAGCCUCAAUGGGAUCUGAAGCGCGUAUUCAAAACAUCCUGGUCACCGGUGGCGCAGGUUUCAUCGGAACACACACUGUCCUCCAGCUCCUCAAAGAAGGGUUUAGGGUUACCAUCAUCGACAACCUCGACAACUCUGUGGAAGAGGCGGUAGACCGCGUGAGGGAUCUUGCCGGUCCCGAUCUGUCACGCAAUCUUCGAUUCCAUCUGGGUGAUCUACGGAGCAAUGACGAUUUGGAAAGAGUGUUUUCCGAGACAAGAUUUGAUGCUGUUAUCCACUUUGCUGGGCUGAAGGCUGUUGGGGAGAGUGUUGCCAAACCUCUUUUGUAUUACAGCAAUAAUUUGAUCGGGACAUUGAAUUUAUAUGAAUUUAUGACAAAAUAUGGAUGCAAAAAGAUGGUUUUCUCCUCAUCUACUACUGUUUAUGGUCAACCUGAAAAAAUUCCAUGUGUUGAAGAUUUUGAGUUAAAGGCAAUGAACCCAUAUGGUCGAACCAAGCUCUUUCUUGAAGAAAUUGCUUGUGAUAUUCAAAAGGCUGAUCCAGAAUGGAGAAUUAUACUCUUAAGAUACUUCAAUCCUGUUGGUGCUCAUGAAAGUGGCCUGAUUGGUGAAGACCCUAAGGGCAUUCCUAAUAAUCUUAUGCCUUAUAUUCAACGUGUUGCUGUGGGCAGAUUGCCUGAACUGAAUGUGUAUGGCAUUGACUAUCCAACGAAGGAUGGGACUGCGAUUCGUGACUACAUUCAUGUCAUGGACUUGGCUGAUGGUCAUAUAGCAGCUCUUCAGAAGCUUUUCCUUACAGAUGACAUUGGUUGUGUUGCCUAUAAUUUAGGAACUGGGCGUGGUACCUCUGUCCUUGAGAUGGUUUCUGCUUUUGAGAAAGCUUCCGGCAAGAAAAUUCCUUUGAAGUUGUGUCCAAGGAGGCCUGGUGAUGCUACAGAAGUCUACGCUUUGACAGAGAAGGCUGAGAAGGAGCUUGGUUGGAGAGCAAAGUAUGGCAUAGAAGAAAUGUGUAGAGACCAAUGGAACUGGGCAAGCAAGAACCCAUAUGGUUAUAAAACCCAAGGUACUUGAAUAUGACUUUAGAAGAGUGUGUUCAAUCUUUAGAGGGACCAAGUAAUGUGCUCAUAUAUUUGAAAGUCUUAACAGUUUCUAAAACUAAGCUUUUCUUCAGCUUUCAAUCUAAUAAGAAGAAUCACUACUUCUGUUUGUGUAAAUAAA